GAGGAGUAGCUGUAGUCCCUCCCCGGGCCGCUAAGGGCUGAGAGGGGAGCCGGUGCGCUAAAUGCUGCUGCUUCAGAGGGACGAUGGUGGAGGGCUGCUAAACAUGGCGGCGCUCUCCGAGGAUGGGAGGUACGGAUUAAAUUGUGGACAACACGGCGCAGACAAAGUUACCGUUCUGCACGUCAAAUUGACCGAGACAGCACUGAGAGCGAUUGAGACUUACCAAAAAUGCACGAAUGUAUCUCAUUUGCAGCCAACAAUACAAUUCAAGGGGCUCCAAGGGUCCAUUAAAAUACCCAGGUCAGGUUCUUCCUCCGAUGCAUCCCACAAUUUUGAUUUCUACCUGUCUAAUGUUGGCAAAGACAACCCUCAGGGAAGCUUUGAUUGCAUCCGUCAAUAUAUUUCUAGCUCAGGGGUCUCUCACCUGGCAUCGUUGGCAACGGUACAUAACAAGGUCACAAUAUGCGCUACAAAUGACUCCUACAAGGUGACUCGAGAGCGCAUGACCCAGGCUGUGGAGGACACACGUGAACGUGGGACCAAAGUCAUCAAACCUGGGGGCCAGUACAGAGGAAAGCAAAUACAUUCUCGUAAACCAGCGCUGUCUACACCCGAAGUCGUCCCAGAGCGCAAGCGAUCAACACCAAUCAACCCAGCCAAUACUAUCCGCAAGUGCCUUUCCAACAACCCUGUAUCCCAGCGGCCAUUUCGGGACCGUAUCGUUCACCUGUUGGCACUAAAGUCCUACAAGAAGCUGGAAAUGCUUGCCCGUUUGCAGAGAGAUGGAAUCAACCAAAAGGAUCGUAACUCCCUGGGAACCACUCUGCAACAGGUGGCAACUCUUAACCCUAAAGACAAUACAUAUUCAUUGAGAGACUUUGUUUUCCGUGACGUCCAGAAAGACUGGCCCGGCUACUCUGAGGAAGAGAAGACACAGGUGGAGCGUGUUCUGACUCGCAAACUAGGUCUUCCUACUGAGGCACUUUCUUCAAACAGCUCUCCCAAAGACAGUUUGCUUUCAUCCCCUCAGAAGCGACAGCCAGAUUUCGAAUUUAUAGACCCUUUAGCACCAAAGAAAGCCCGCAUCUCCCAUCUCAGCAAUCGUGGGCCAGCCACGUCCUUAUCAUCCUCAGAGCGCCGCGAGGAUGACAGGAGCCCUGGUGCUAAAUCCUCUUCUCUGCCCUCCAAUGCCGUCUUGGGCCCUCCCAGCCAUCUCCCAAUUCCCUCUCACCCUCCAGCACCCUCUCACCAGCAGCCAAGCCCAGUCUCCAGCUCUAACUCACCCAGCACCCCGGAGGGCUGCGGCACCCAAGACCUGCCUAUGGACCAGAGUUCUGCCUGCAGGGACACUUCUCCAAAUUCCUUGUCAUCGGAUAGAAUCUUGCAGCAGGAUUACCAGCCUCCAGUUUUGGUGGCCACACCGGCAACUUCACCGAGCCCUCCACCCUGUGCCUCGCUCACUGUUACCUCCACUGUGAUCAGCAGCCCUCCGUUAUCCACCACUAAUAACAAGAAGUUUAAGAAGAAAGCCAAAAAGCACAAAGACAAGGAUCACCAACGAGACAAAGGGAAACGGAAAGAAAAGGGCAGCAACAAUUCUCCAAGCCUCGUUGAGCAGGUCAAGGAGUGUCAGAAAUCUAAGAGGCAGCAGAAUAUCGAAGACGAAAGCGAAGUUACCAUCAAGAAUCAAGACUACCAAGAAAAAGAGAAGAAUCCCAGCCAAUCUACUGUAUUCUCAUCCACUAUCGAGGCUCCUGACUAUGAAACGAAGUACAAGGCACUGGUAUCCAUGGACCAGAGACAGAUUUACAAGGACGACUUUAAUGCUGAGUACGAUGAGUACCGUCUGCUUCAUGCUCGCGUGGAGAACAUCACGCGUCGCUUCACACAACUGGAUUCCAAGUGCCGCAGACUGGCACCAGGCACCAAAGAGUAUCAGAAGGUGCAAGAACAAGUCGUGAAAGAGUACAAAAAGAUGAAACAGCACAGCCCCAACUACCACAGGGACAAACAGCGCUGUGAGUACCUGCACAACAAGCUGGCGCACAUCAAGCGGCUCAUAGCAGAUUUUGACCAGCGCCGAGCCCAAACCUGGUGAUGAGAGAGCUCUCACCACGUCAAGUGAUCAGUAUUGCAAACGGCGUGUCGGGUCCGACCGGCCCUUAUUUAUUAACAGCCGCACACUUGCUGCCUAAUUCCUCCUUUCUUAAUUUGUCCUUAUCCCACUUUCCCUUUUUCAUUCCUUCCUUUUUCCAAGUUUUGAUUCCACAGGCUGUCUUAAGGCCUUAACUUCUGAAUCCCUGCCUUGACUUACCAAACCCCUGGGUUUUGGCUACCCUCUCAAUUUUUUUUUUUUUUUUUUUCCUUUUCUAGCUUUUCAGGGUGCUUCAUAUAGAGCAAAUGGGUUUGGUGGGACUUUUCAUCUCUUAUUUUGAAGGAAUUUAUCUUGCAGGAAUUAAGUAUUUUGAGCUUGAGAUGAGCUAUUAAUUUGUAUUUAAGAAAAAUAAGAUCUAUUUAUUUUUGGGACUUGUAGUGCAAAAGAGUCCACAGAUGAUUAUCUUUUGGUAAACAAUGCAAAAAAAAAAAAAUACCCAAAACAAUUUAUGGGCCUUAUUUGUUUUGACAUUGUAAGCCAUUUUGCACAUAAGAUCCAGAUAGCUCUUUUGGCAAAAAAUGUCUCCUGUCUCUCUACUGUCUUCUCUUGCUGCUGAAGGUCAUGUGAAAUGGGCCGAGCUUGAGAACUAACAGCGAGAAUGUGAGAAUUUAGUGAGCCGAUGUGUCCAUGGAUUGUAAACUGUUCUAAUGGCCAUGUAGGGUGUUGGGAGACAACUUAAGGUAUAGACCUCCUAGGGGGCAGUGUUCCCCCUGCACCAACAGUGUUCAUGUCAAUGGUGCCUUAAGGUGUUUACCAAGAUGUUGGUGAAGGUUCACCCUUUUGGUUCAUAGUCAAUACAAAGAAACUACAUCUGCCUGGCAACAGGCUGUGUGUGUAUGUAGAUGUGUGUGUAUGUGUGUCAGAAGCAGAAAUAGAAGGGAUAUGAAGCCUGGAAGGUGUGUUACAAACGGUACGAGUGUUUGAAUGAUUGUGUGAUAUUAGGAGGGGAAAAAAUGAAAAAUGGAGGGAAAAAAAGAAACUUGAAAACUUAAAAUGAGAAGGAAAAAAAAGCUGCUAUUGUGUUUGACCAGCCAGAGCACUCUGAGUUACCAAUGAUGUGCCUCUUCUUUCUGCGUUGAUGUGGUUCCUCGCCAAGUUCAUCCACCGGAGGAUAAACAUGUUAUAUUCAGGUCAAAUGUGUUUGAUCAUUUUGAGUUCAGUACAAUGUUCAAUGAAUGCAUUCUAUUUCAAAUGAAAAUAUAUUUUUGAGUCUAUGUUAACAAGGGAAACGUUUACAAAACCUGUGUUAGAAUAAUUAAAUACGUUUUUUGGUUCACUUACAUGGAGUAAGAUUUCUGAUUGGGAAUUGGAUUGCUGGAGAGGUUAUUUUGCCACAAAUGUACCUUUGGACCUCACUGCGGAUGAGGGACUUGCAUGGGUCAUGGGCCUUGUGUGCCACCUGAAACUAUGCAGAAGAUAAAGGCUUAUACAUUCUGUAAGUGUUAUACAUCUCACCCAACCACCAAAGAGUUUUGCUUAAUUGAAAAAAAAAAAAAAGACUAUA
Molecule: messenger RNA, 3659 nt
Organism: Corythoichthys intestinalis (scribbled pipefish)
Lineage: Eukaryota; Metazoa; Chordata; Actinopteri; Syngnathiformes; Syngnathidae
Gene: ell2
Product: elongation factor for RNA polymerase II 2
Exons: 12
Coding region: 62-2098 (678 amino acids)
Biological process (GO): positive regulation of transcription elongation by RNA polymerase II; snRNA transcription by RNA polymerase II; transcription elongation by RNA polymerase II
Cellular component (GO): transcription elongation factor complex
Molecular function (GO): cis-regulatory region sequence-specific DNA binding
Source: RefSeq, a predicted model, not a curated record